CUCAAUACCUCUUCAGAAAUAUCCAACACAAUGUGAUACUUCUCUGUUUUUAUCUCCAUCUGCAAUAAAAACAUUAAGACGACGGGGGAAGGUACGGUGCAGUGAUGUAGAUGAAAGGUGUUUAAUGUGUCGGGGUGGUCAUAGUGGAUGGCGAGUCAGGUAGAGGGUCACGUGUAUUUGUUUGGAGCAGGAAACAGACGCGGCUGGAGUGUCGUCCUAAACGAAGACGCGGCUCACGGAGAGCCAAGAACCCACACCAGUCCCGGAUUUGAAUGACCGUAACAUGAUUUUGAGAAGGACUGCAACGUGCAUUGAAAGCGGGACGUUACUUUUUUCCUGUCAUGUGUCAAAGUCAAAUUAAGGAAUUUGUUAGGCAUACAGCUGCUGCUAGCUUGCUAGCGGGCUAGCUAGCGCAGCAGCCUGUACACCCGAGCUGAGCUAUCCUCUGUUAGCCAAUAGCUUUCUGAUUCAACCAGCUCCGUUCUCUUCGGGCAACUAAGACGACGGAUUGAUAUUAGUAAGAUAUUUAUCUUGACAGCCGGCUACACGGUUGCCUAAAGUGAAGGGCGUCAUGGAGCUGUUCCAAGCCAAAGACCAUUACAUCCUUCAGAGCGGCGACAGGGCUCUGUGGUGCAGCCGACAAGAUGGGACCAUGAGCGUCAGACCUGCAACUGACCUACUUUUAGCUUGGAACCCAGUGUGUCUGGGUCUAGUGGAAGGAAUCAUUGGAAAGAUACAACUUCACACAGAUCUUCCUCUCGGCCUGGUGUUAAUCCGGCAGAAAGCAUUGGUUGGCAGGUUGCCUGGUAAUCACAAAGUAUACAAGAUCACCAAGAUCGCGGUCAUUCCUCUAUCCGAUGAGGAUCCCCAGGAGCUCGAGUUAGAGCUCUGCAAGAAGCAUCACUUCGGCAUCGACAGGCCAGAGAAGCUGGCCAUGUCUCCGGACGACUCCAAGUUCCUCAUGAAAACCUUAACGCAAAUCAAGUCCAAUGUGGCCGUGCCCAUCAAGAAAAAGUACGCCCCUGCCUUCCAGGUGAAGGAGAGCAAGGAGCGGGAGCGCAUGGAGCGGCGUCUGCUGGACGAGCUGUACAAGGUGUUCAUGGACUCGGACUCCUUCUACUACAGCAUGACCUACGACCUCACCAACACCGUUCAGAGGCAGGGCGACUCCGGCAAGUCCGACCUGCCCCUCUGGAAACAGGUCGAUGAUCGGUUCUUCUGGAACAAACACAUGAUUCAGGAGCUGAUUGACCUCCAGGACCCCGCGGCAGACUUCUGGGUGACGCCGGUCAUCCAGGGCUUCGUCCAGGUGGAGGAGCUGGUGGUGAACUACAGCGAGAGCCCCGACGAGGAGCGCAGCAGCCCCGAGACCCCCCCCCAGGAGCUCACCUGCGUGGACGACAUCUACCCCCGCUUCACCGUGGCCCUCAUCUCUCGCCGCAGCCGCCACCGCGCAGGCAUGCGCUACAAGCGUCGCGGCGUGGACACGGACGGCCAUGUGGCCAACUACGUGGAGACGGAGCAGCUGAUCCACGUGCACAGCCACACGCUGUCCUUCGUGCAGAGCCGCGGCUCGGUGCCCGUCUUCUGGAGCCAGGCGGGAUACCGCUACAACCCCCGGCCGCGCCUGGAGAAAGGGGAGAAGGAGACGGUUCCUUUUUUUGCUUCCCAUUUUGAUGAGCAGCUAAGAAUUUACCAGAAACAGGUCAUCAUCAAUUUGGUGGACCAAGGCGGGCGUGAAAAGAUAAUCGGCGAUUCCUAUCUGAAACAAGUCCUCCUUUACAACAACCCAAACCUCACAUAUGUCUCCUUCGACUUCCACGAGCACUGCCGUGGUAUGAAGUUUGAGAAUGUGCAAGUACUGACGGAUGCCAUCUCUGACAUCAUCACGGACAUGAGAUGGGGCUGGGUGGACCAGGCGGGCGUGAUUUGCCAGCAGGACGGGAUCUUCCGGGUCAACUGUAUGGACUGUCUGGACCGGACCAACGUGGUGCAGGCUGCCAUCGCCCGGGCCGUGAUGGAGCAGCAGCUGAAGAAGCUAGGGGUGAUGCCUCCCGAGCAGCCGCUCCCCCCCAAGUGCUACAGGAUCUACCAGGUCAUGUGGGCCAACAACGGAGACACCAUCAGCCGGCAGUACGCCGGGACGGCGGCCCUCAAGGGGGACUUCACCAGGACCGGCGAGCGCAGGCUGGCAGGCGUGAUGAAGGACGGCGUGAACUCGGCCAACCGCUACUAUCUCAACCGCUUCCGGGACGCGUACAGACAAGCAGUUAUCGAUCUGAUGAUGGGCCUGCCGGUCACAGAGGACCUGUACUCCAUCUUCAGCAAGGAGAAGGAGCACGAGGAGAAGGAGCAGGAGAGCCAGAGGGGAGCGCAGGAGCAGGUCAGCCUGCUGCUGCAGACCUACAUGCAGCUGCUGCUGCCCGACGACGAGAAGUUCCACGGGGGCUGGGCGCUCAUCAACUGUGACAUGAGCAUUAUUGAUGCCACCAACAAAGAUGUUGAUGUCCUGCUUCUACUGUCCAACAAUGCCUACUACAUUGCUUACUAUGAUGAAGAGGCCGACAAAGUCAACCAGUACCAGCGCCUUAAUUUAGAGGGAAUGGAGAAGAUUGAGAUUGGUCCAGAGCCCACGCUGUUCGGGAAGCCCAAGUACUGCUGCAUGCGUCUGCACUACAGGAACGAGGAGACCAGCGGCUACUUCCACACGUUACGGGCGGCCACGCGCAACCCGGAGGACGACGGCAAAGACACACUCCAAUGCAUAGCUGAGAUGCUGCGCAUUACCAAAGAAGCCCUGGGUCUGGACCUGCUGGUGGUGGAGAAGAGGCUGGAGAGACGGCAGAGUAAACCUCACGAGGACAUCAUGGGGAUCCAGAACCGUGGCGGGGAGCCGGCGCAGGGGGCCUCGGGGCUCGCCCAGGGCAAGAGCUUCCUCCUCAACAAGUUCUCGUCGCUCAACCAGAAGGUGAAGCAGACCCGGACCAACAUGGGCCCCUUCAAGCCCCUGGGCCGGCUGAGCACCUUCUCCAAGCCCGACGUCAAGACCAACUACCUGACGCCCACCAUGCACGUCAACCUGUGGAAGUCGGACAGCAGCCUGGAGACGUCGGACGCCGCCGCCGCCGGGCCGAAGGACCCCGGGGGGGCGGACCCCGACUCGGAGAUCUCCUCGGACUCGGACUCGUACACCUCGGACCCGGAGCGCGUGUGCGCCGGCUCCCUGGAGAACGUGGACUACGUGCUGCCCAGCUGUGGCAUCGUGGUGUCCAACCCGCGCCUCGGCGGCCGCUCCCAGUCGGUGGAGCUCAACGUGGCCGCCGCCGCCGCCGCCGUCCGGGUCACGGGCGGCGGCGGCGGGAAGCCGGUCAGCCCCGCCCCCCCGGCCGCGCCGGUCGCCGCCGACGACGACUCGCCGGGCUCCGCCUCGGUGGCGGAGGAGGCCAUCCUCAUCGACUUCGGGACGCCCGUCGACGCCUACUGCCACCAGUUCGCCCAGGACGCCCAGACCAAGCCCGUGGAGGUGUUCGGCGAGGUCAAGGCCGCUGCCGCCGCCGCCCCUCCUCCUCCCGAUGACCCCGCCGGCCCCCCGCCGCCUCCCGGCCCCGCCGACCCCGCCGCCGACGACGGGCGGGCGGACGCGGAGCCGCCGCCCCCCCCCGAGCUCCAGCUCCCCCGGCCGUCCCAGCUGGACGUCCACACCACUACCUCCGCCCCCGGCCUGCUGACCGUCCACAAGCCCAGCUCGGCCGCCUCGGGGGGGUCCCAGCGGAGCCUCUCGUCCCAGGUGGAGGGCAGCCUGGGGCCCUCGCCCAACGACGGCAACGGCAGCCGGGUGGUGUCCCCCUUCGCCAAGAUCAAGAGCUCCAUGGUCCAGGUGGCCAGCCUCACGCAGGCCGGCCUCACCCAGGGGAUCAACUUCGCCGUGGCCAAGGUGCAGAAGAGCCCGGAGCCCGACGUGGUCAACGAGGCCCUGGAGAGCGAGCUCAGGGCCAUGUUUACGCAGUGCCAGACACGGAUCAUCCAGAUCUAGCGCUGGUCCCAGGUCUCAGCAGGAUUUGUAGUGGUAGUAGUGACGUGUACACAGACUUAUGGUAGCAGUAGCCUAAGCUUGCACAAAGGGCCUCAUCUUCGUCAGGAACCUCGCUUUUAAAUAUCGGCCCUUUUAGUUCCGUCCGUCGGACGUUUGCUGUCGACUCUCGCACAGGAGAUGCAUCACGUUACUCUGGCGCCGUUAUGUUUACAUGCACAAUAUAUCAUGCUAUUACUGCUUCUUUGAGCUCACUGGAAAUCAUUCCAUUAAUCUUCCGCGUAAUAUUCCGUUCAUAGCUUCCUUGUAUGUAUUGUACAUUUAAAUGUAUUUCUUACCAAAUAACUGAUAUUUAUACAGAAAGAUUCAGAGGAAAUGUGAUAGACUUUUAAAGAGAAUACAAAGCAAUAGUUUUGUACUAUGUUAAGAAAGGUGGAUAUAUAUGUAUGUUUAUAACCCAGAUGGAUAGCGGAUAAAUCUAUAUAUUGAAUUGAUAAACGUUUUAUGAGUGUUCAACAGGAAUACACAAUGAUGGAGAGCAGACCAAGUGAUUAGACUGAAUUUGAGUGUUCAUGCCAGAAAAGAUAAUGUGGUUUACUAUGCUUAUGUACGGCUUACAAUCCAACAGGAGCCAUAAGGAUGCAGUAUUGGUGUGCAUGUAAACAUAUCGGUCUUCGGGAAAUAUCCAACUAAAGUCCUACGGCUGCAUGUGAGACAAAGGUAAAUAAAUCUUAAACGCAUGUAAACGCAGGACCAACUCCACAUUUCCCAUGCAUCUUUUGUGCCGGUCAGCGAUCGCGUCUGUAUUUGUCAUACAGACCCUGUUUAUAGCUGCAGUUCUUAACACUGGUGGUAGACAAUGACCAAAUCUAUUUUGAGAUUUUUCUUUUAUUGGUUUCCCCAAAGGUCGGCUAGGUGUUAAAUAUUACCCGUCGUGUUGCCGUCCAACUGACAAGGUGGCAUACUUUAGGCCCAUGUAAUAUCAGUGUUGUCGAGUGUAGCCUAGCAACUAUAGAAAUCAAUAACCACACCAGAAGUAUACGUCAAUACUGGUUUGACACGUAUAGUGACUAUUGUAUGUAUAGCUGUUUCCCAAGUAGAACUUUCCCAUCAGUGGUUUAUCCAUACACGCAUUGGCUUUUAUAUUGGUCGCAGGAAACUUAGUUUGAGGUCUGCGCAAGUUGAUUUCAAGUCAAAUCAACCGCUGGAGUUUUAUGAUGCUAAUGCUUGUACCAGUUAACUUUUUGGAAGGUGCGUUUUUGAAUUAAUCUCCUUGGGGCGGACAUUGUUUGUUUACUUUGCAUGAGAGGCACUGAGAAGUAGCAUUAGGUAUAUGCAAUUUAACCCUGCCCAAACAGUAGACACUGUUCAAUGCUUUAUGCACUCCCAGAAUCGAAAGCAUCUUAAGCAUUCUUGCCUUAAUAGUAAAUUGAAGUGGGAUUGUACAUAUAUAUCAGGUAUUUAUGGCAAAUCUACCUUUUUAACGUCAGUUUUGUUCCAUGUUACAUCUAGUGUACUGUAUACAGUAUGAGACCAUGUUCAGGGUAAGCGUGUGUGUGUGUUCUUGAGCUUUAUUUUGGGAUGUUAUUUACUGGCACAAGAGUUCUAUAUUCUGUAUGGGAUUGCUUUUAACGAGCAGAGCAACUUUGAGAUAACUGAAAUACCGUCGGUAACAUUUGUAUGUAUGUAUCUAAUGUAAAGGAUGUUUGGGUUUUUUGUGUUUGCACAUCUGCUGCUGUUGAGUGCUCUCAUGUCUCCCAACUGGUAUAUAUGUUAGUCUGCUGUUAAUCUUGGUAGGAAUAUAUAUAUAUAUAUAUAUAUAUAUAUAUAUAUAUAGUCAUUACAUUAAGACGACUACUGUUCUCUUACUGUAAUGACUGCGGUUCACUUAUCUGGUGUUGGCUACUUCCCUGCGUUGUAAGAUCCUAAGAUUGAUGGGCAAUGGAUGCACCUUUUUGUGGUUUGCUCAACUGUAUUUAGCCUUUUUUCUGUAUUUAACUCCUGGGUUAGCUUAUUAUUUUUAUUUGGAUUUAUUUUCAAUCAUUUUGUAGCAUAUGCUGCUUAGGUGCUCCGCGGCAUUAGCGACCAGUCUGUUAGUGAAACGGGCCGAUAUUGCUUAGUGCCGCCACAGCUUAAAGACGGAGGCUUCAAGGUGACUGCUGUACUGCAAGAGGAGUGAACAUACUGGCCAUGCAAGAGAAGAGUGAGGGUCAUUUUAAGUUCUGCAAAAUUCAAGGUCUCUGCUGUAUUGAAUUAAAGAGGGAAAAUAGUCAAUCCAAAUAGGCCAGAAUCAUGGGUGUCUUAAUUUGAGUUAUUAUGCAAUAGCUGGUUUAGUAAUGUUUCCCCAGGUGAAGUCUCCCCGUUUUUGUAACCCUCUCACACACCAAGUGCUUUUGAAACCACAUUUUUCAUUUGUCUACGGUAUUAAUUCCUGCCCCUCCAUUAAAGUACCAUGACAGUUGUCAACAUGAUUAGAGGUCCAAGCAUAUAAUUGUACUGCAUUUGGCCCAUUUUACCAGCAUUUGCACCAUCCGUUAUCUUCUGUCCAUGGCUGUAGUUCACUUCUAUAUAACAACUGACCCAUGUGUCACGUUUACUCCAUGGUGUGUUCAGAUUUUAUUGUAAAUUAAAAUACCCUAUUUAUUCUUGUCUUCUCUGGGGUGUGCUAAUUGAACAAUGUGCACUGUAGACUUUUGACCAGGAUUACAUUCCCUGGGAAUAAAAGUUGAAGAGUGACUGAGUGUA
Messenger RNA from Gadus morhua (Atlantic cod), 6775 nucleotides. It is a transcript of the gene inpp5f, whose product is annotated as inositol polyphosphate-5-phosphatase F. NCBI's taxonomy places the organism in Eukaryota, Metazoa, Chordata, Actinopteri, Gadiformes, Gadidae. The transcript has 20 exons. Gene Ontology annotation, molecular function: phosphatidylinositol-4-phosphate phosphatase activity. Bases 572 to 4033 code for a protein of 1153 amino acids. Gene Ontology annotation, biological process: regulation of endocytic recycling; phosphatidylinositol dephosphorylation. Gene Ontology annotation, cellular component: early endosome; clathrin-coated endocytic vesicle. The record is from RefSeq and is a predicted model, not a curated record.